Messenger RNA from Cooperia oncophora, 219 nucleotides. The record is from the annotation of a GenBank genome assembly. Lineage: Eukaryota; Metazoa; Nematoda; Chromadorea; Rhabditida; Trichostrongylidae.
AUGAGUGAGCGAAGGGAAGGAGUGGGUGCUGCUGUUCUUGAUAAUCUGCUCUAUGCUGUUGGUGGCCGUGAUGGGUGGACCUAUUUGAAUAGUGUUGAAAGGUACCACAGUUUUCCUUUCUCUUAUUUUCGAGUUUUGUUCUUGUAUUUUCGAGUUUCUUCGUCUUAUUCUCGAGUUUCCUCACGGACAGUGAGCUCGAAACAUGCCUCUUAUACUUAA